UUGAGAAUUCCUAAGGAAAACGGGGAGUCCGGGCGUUGACACCGCGUGGUAUAGGAGCGACGACGUGACCGACAGCAAGUUCAGCGGCAAUGAGACCGAAAAACGAGAGCCGUCGCCAAACGAAGGCAACCAGGGGGUCUUUGGUUAUCGCAAUAAGCGCAUGCCCGCCGAGGCAAUGCCAAACACCGCGCUCCCCGAGUCGCAGCCGGUUCCGAAAGAACCAUAUCAGGCCUCCGCCUCCGCCGCGUCUUCGUCGCCCGCCCCGUUUAUGAAGCCCAAGUUCUCACGCGCCCCCAUCAAGGAGCCCGGUCGGGUGGCAUACAUGGGCGAAUCGACCAACCUGUCGCUGCUGGUCCAGGACCGACACGGCUCCGACGACGUCGUGCACUAUCCGCUGCCGGUGAACAUCAGAGGGUCGCGCGCCCGGCUAACGGACCUGGAUAACCUCGAGAUUGAAAUCCUGCACCAGCGGGGUGCCUUCCUCUUGCCGCCGAAACCCUUGUGUGAUGAACUGGUCGACGCCUACUUCCAAUGGGUCGCGCCCGUCGUGCCCAUCAUCAACCGCAGCCGCUUCAUGCGUCAGUACCGCGACCCCAAGAAUCCCCCCUCGCUGCUCCUGCUGCAGGCCAUCCUGCUUGCCGGGUCCAGGGUUUGCACCAAUCCGCAACUCAUGGAUGCAAAUGGCUCCAUGACGCCCGCGGCCAUGACCUUCUACAAGCGCGCGAAAGCGCUGUACGACGCUAACUACGAAGAUGACCGUGUCACCAUCGUUCAGGCUCUUGUUCUCCUUGGCUGGUACUGGGAGGGGCCAGAAGACGUCACAAAAAACGUUUUCUACUGGACCCGGGUGGCUAUUAUCGUUGCCCAAGGGUCUGGAAUGCACCGAAGCGUGGAAACAUCUCAGCUGAGCAAACCGGACAAGAAACUGUGGAAGCGCAUCUGGUGGACCCUCUUCACGCGAGACCGCUCGGUGGCCGUCGCUCUGGGACGACCGAUCGGGAUCAACACGGACGAUUCGGACGUGGGGAUGCUGACCGAAGACGACUUCAUCGAGGACGAGGUCGACACAGUCGCCGAGUACGCCCCGGAUCCUGUCCACGUCCAGUUCUUCCUCCAGUACGUCAAGCUCUGCGAGAUCAUGGGGCUGGUCCUCUCGCAGCAGUACUCGGUCGCGUCCAAGGCCCGUCGUACCAACGCCAUGGACCUAACGCACUCGGACAUGGCGCUUGCCGACUGGUUGCAGAACUGUCCCAAGGAAGUCUGCUGGCAACGCUCGCGCCAUCACUUCUGGGCGGCGCUGCUACAUGCGAACUACUAUACUACGCUCUGUCUCUUACAUCGCGCUCAUAUGCCCCCGGCAUCAUCGGUGGCGAGUACCUACCGCGUCGAAGAGAUGGCUUAUCCGUCGCGAACUAUUGCCUUCCAGGCAGCGGGCAUGAUCACCUCGAUUAUGGAGAAUUUGUCGGCCCAUCAUGAGAUCCGAUAUACGCCUGCUUUCAUUGUCUAUAGCUUGUUUUCCGCUCUGAUUAUGCACGUCUAUCAGAUGCGAUCCUCGGUCCCCUCUGUGGUGGCCACGUGCCAGGAAAGGAUCAACAUCUGCAUGCAGUCACUCAAGGAUGUGUCCAAGGUGUGGCUGAUGGCCAAGAUGGUGCACACGCUGUUCGAAUCGAUUCUCGGCAACAAGGCGCUGGAGGAACGACUCCAGAAAGCUGCGGGCCGACGGCACCAGAAGACUCGUCCAGACAGCUUUGGAGGAAAUGGGUUCAAUAAUGCCAACACCACCACCACCACCAACAACAACAACGGCCAUUAUAACUAUUCUGGCCAUCGCAGUGCAACGCCUGUGCCUUCGCGACGGACGGACCCCCCGAAACGCAAGUUCGAUGACAUGGACCUGGGCUUGCCCACGGGCGGUCCGACCCCGUCUGUCUCAUACGAACGCUCGCGACCCCAGACGCCCGCCGUGACUCCCUCGCGCGAUCUAGGCCAGGCACCAAUGUCUCCCAACGCCCCCCGUGCACAAACUGACGCUCUGCCGGGGACGGCGGCAGCAGUAGCGGCGGGGCCAGGCGGAACGGGGAACUCUCGCUCCAACACGCGACCGACAACACCAUUCAACGGCCAGUACUCACUACCGGCCACGCCACCGGAUCUAUUCCUUGUCACUCGAACUUCGCCAAACCUGUCACCGUCGUUGUGGGAGAACUUCCAGCCCGAGCAGCUCUUCCCGGACGGGACCUCCAUCUUCCCGGAGCUGGCAUCGCCUCAAACAAGUACGGUAGACCCGCAGCUGCACAUGUCGACGCAUAUGCCCGCCCAAAAUAUCCCGUCACGGCCGGUUAUGUACGGCCAGCAACAGCAGCAGCCUCCUCCACCACCACCCCUACAACAAUCUGCGACAGCCCACCAGAUGACGCUUGGGCAGGGCAGUCCCGAGUUUCUCUCCACCAUUCCACCGGAGAUGGGAUUGCAGCCGCCACCACCGCACCCUGCAGCAGCAGCUGUGCAGCCAGUAUUCGGGCUGGAAAGCCAACCCUGGGCGAUGCAGGGCUUGGAUGCGCCGCUGAGCGGUGCGCCGUUGGACGCAGCCAGCCAGGACGACACAUGGAGCAGUUCUUCACGCAGUGGGCCGACGGCACCUACGACCUUGAACAUGGAAGAUUGGUUCCAAUUUUUUGGCAUCAACGGUGGAUUUCCGGAUCUAUCCGCUUCACACUGACAGGUAUUGCCUACAGCAGGGUAUUGGAUCCACCACUGGGUACAAAUGUAUAUAUGAGAAUACCCAGGUAUAUACUAUAUAUAUAUCAUUAUGCC
Molecule: messenger RNA, 2814 nt
Organism: Penicilliopsis zonata CBS 506.65
Lineage: Eukaryota; Fungi; Ascomycota; Eurotiomycetes; Eurotiales; Aspergillaceae
Exons: 6
Coding region: 161-2719 (852 amino acids)
Biological process (GO): DNA-templated transcription
Molecular function (GO): DNA binding; zinc ion binding
Source: RefSeq, a predicted model, not a curated record